This is a messenger RNA of Spea bombifrons (plains spadefoot toad), 4301 nucleotides long. It is a transcript of the gene SMC4, whose product is annotated as structural maintenance of chromosomes 4. The record is from RefSeq and is a predicted model, not a curated record. Gene Ontology annotation, molecular function: ATP hydrolysis activity; ATP binding; protein binding. Gene Ontology annotation, biological process: mitotic chromosome condensation. Gene Ontology annotation, cellular component: chromosome. Bases 173 to 4042 code for a protein of 1289 amino acids. The transcript has 24 exons. Lineage: Eukaryota; Metazoa; Chordata; Amphibia; Anura; Pelobatidae.
AGUGGAGUAGCCGAGCUGGAAGCAGACAGGGUCUGUGCAUCCCGCGGAAAAACAGCCGCUCUUACCCCUAAAAUCCAUCGUCAACCCCUUGGGACACCUCGAAAAAUCGGCAAAAAAUUCAGGGAACCUCCUAGAGAAAAGGCGGCUCGAUUGGAGCGAUUUUCAGGUCAUCAUGCCGCCUAAAAAGACAAAGGUGUCCACAGCGGUGGCCAGAGAGGAGCCCAUGGAAGAGAAUGACACAGCCGAGCCUGCUGGUGAAGCCCAAGGAGAUGGAGAGACACAUCCACAAGAGCCCCAUAAUGCGGCUGUCGAUAAUCGAAGUUUAGAGGAGAUUUUAAGUAGCAUCCCUCCUCCCCCACCUCCAGCGAUGACCAAUGAAGCCGGAGCUCCUCGUCUCAUGAUAACUCAUAUUGUAAACCAGAACUUCAAAUCGUACGCUGGGGAGCGAAUUCUGGGGCCUUUUCAUAAGCGCUUUUCUUGCAUCAUUGGACCGAAUGGCAGUGGAAAAUCCAAUGUUAUCGAUUCCAUGCUCUUUGUUUUUGGCUAUCGAGCACAAAAAAUCCGAUCCAAAAAGCUUUCCGUUUUAAUACAUAAUUCCGAUGAGCACAAAGAUAUACAAAGUUGCACUGUGGAAGUUCAUUUUCAAAAGAUUAUUGACAAGGAAGGGGAUGAUUUUGAAGUUAUUCCUAACAGCAAUUUCUACGUGUCCAGAACGGCUUAUAAAGAUAACUCUUCUGUGUACCACAUUAGUGGUAAAAAGAAAACUUUUAAGGAUGUUGGUAUUUUACUGCGAAGCCAUGGAAUUGACUUGGAUCACAAUAGGUUCUUGAUAUUGCAGGGUGAAGUGGAGCAGAUUGCAAUGAUGAAGCCAAAAGGUCAAACUGAACACGAUGAGGGGAUGUUGGAAUAUUUAGAGGAUAUCAUUGGAUCCGAAAGAUUAAAGGAGCCCAUUCAAGUUCUGUGCCGCAGAGUUGAAGUCUUAAACGAGCAACGAGGAGAAAAGCUCAAUAGGGUUAAAAUGGUGGAAAAAGAAAAGGAUGCAUUAGAAGGAGAAAAAAACAAGGCCAUUGAGUUCCUUACUGUCGAAAAUGAAAUUUUUAAGAAGAAGAACCAGAUAUGUCAGUACUAUAUACACGACUUGCAGAAACGUACCCAAGAAAUGGAGUCGCAAAAAGAAAAGAUCCAAGAAGAUACUACGGAAAUCAACGAAAAAAGUAAACUGCUAUGUGAGGAAAUGAAGCUGAAGAAUAAAGCGUUGAAGGACGUGGAAAUGCAACUAAAUAAAAUUACAAAAUUCAUUGAAGAAAACCGGGAAAAAUUCACUCAGUUGGAUCUGCAGGAUGUUGAUGUCAGAGAGAAACUGAAACAUUCAAAGAGUAAAGUGAAGAAACUUCAGAAACAGCUGCAAAAAGACAAAGAAAAGGUGGAAGAAUUACAAAGUGUGCCAGCCAGCAGCCAGAAGAUCAUUGAGGAGGCCACCAGGAAAAAGGAAGUGCUGGAACAGGAUAAAGAAAAGGAGGAAGACAAGCUUAAGGAAGUUAUGGAUAGCCUUAAAAAGGAAACCCAAGGUUUACAAGAGGAAAAAGAGGGGAAAGAGAAAGAGCUGAUGGAGUUUAGCAAAGCGGUGAACGAAGCACGUUCUAAGAUGGAUGUGGCCCAGUCUGAACUAGAUAUCUAUCUCAGUCGCCACAACACUGCUCUGGCGCAGCUUAACAAAGCUAAGGAGGCUUUAAACACUGCUUCAGCUACUCUAAAGGAGAGGAAAGCUGCCAUCAAAGAACUCGAACCCAAAUUACCCAAGUGUGAAGAAGAUCUGAAGAAGAAGGAAGAUGAACUUGAAAGUCUAGUGCAAGAAGAAAUUAAUAUUAAGAAUCAAGUGCGUGAGUUGCGACAAAAAGUAGAGGAAGCAAAAAGUUCUUUAUCUGCAAAUCGAAGCAGAGGAAAGGUUCUUGAUGCCCUCAUUCAACAAAAGAAAUCAGGAAAAAUUCCUGGAAUUUAUGGAAGACUGGGUGACCUUGGAGCUAUUGAUGAGAAGUAUGAUGUUGCUAUUUCAUCGUCAUGCGGUGCCUUGGAUCAUAUUGUCGUUGACACUAUUGACACCGCUCAAGAAUGUGUCAAUUUUUUGAAGAGACAAAAUGUUGGUGUUGCCACCUUCGUUGGUUUAGACAAGAUGAAAGUGUGGGAAAAGGGUCUGGAUAAGAUUCAGACUCCUGAAAACAUCCCACGAUUGUUUGAUAUGGUGAAAGUGAAGGAUGAGCACAUCAGACCAGCAUUCUACUUUGCGUUGAGAGAUACUCUUGUGGCUGAUAAUCUGGAUCAGGCAACUAGAGUUGCGUUCCAGAAGAAUAAGAGAUGGAGAGUUGUGACUUUGCAAGGCCAAAUUAUAGAGCAGUCUGGUACAAUGACAGGUGGCGGUGGAAAGGUUAUGAAAGGCAGGAUGGGAUCAUCUGUUAUGGUUGAAAUUUCAGAUGCACAGUUACAAAAAAUGGAAUCCAAACUUAGUUGUGAUUCCGAAAAGGCUGCAACCGUGCAGCAUCGCAAAGGGCAGCUAGAAGAAGAGCUAGCUAAACUUCGACCAGCAACUCGCGACAUGAAGAAUACAUUUGAGAAAUACACUGCUAGCAUACAGAGUCUCUCUGAGCAAGAAGUUCAUCUAAAAGCACAAGUGAAAGAGCUGGAAGCUAAUGUGGCCGCUUCUGCCCCAGACAAAAACCAACAAAAACUCAUGGACAAAAAACUAGAAACUUUCAGGAAAGAGUAUGAAAAUGCCGCAGAGAAAUCUGGAAAAGUGGAGCAGGAAGUGAAACGUCUUCACAAGCUCAUAGUUGAUAUUAACAAUCACAAACUGAAAGCUCAACAAGACAAGCUCGAUAAAAUCAAUAGAGAGAUAGAUGAAUGUGCAUCUUCUAUAACAAAGGCGCAAGUUUCGAUCAAGACAGCGGACCGAAACCUCAAAAAGUCAGAAGAUGCUGUUGUCCGUACUGAAAAGGAAAUUGUAGACAACGACAAAACUAUCGAGGAAUUGACUGAAGAGUUAAAAAACCUUGAAGAAAAAGCCACUACUGUAAUGACUGAAUGUAAAGAUGCAGAGAGUUCUCUCCCAGAUGUCCAAGAACAACACCGUGGCUUGCUUCAAGAAAUGAAAGCUAUUCAGGAUAAAGAACAUGCCCUCCAAAAAGAUGCUCUUAACAUAAGGCUCAAAAUUGAACAAAUAGACAGUCACAUAUCAGAACAUCAGUCUAAAAUCAAAUACUGGCAGAAAGAGAUAUCAAAGCUCACGUUACACAGAAUAGAAGACAACCCGGAGGAGGUUCUUCCAGUACUAACAGCAGAGGAACUGAAUGCCAUUAAAGAUCCAGAUCAAAUAAAUAACCAGGUUGCACUUCUAGAGGCAAAAAGUGUGGAAAUGAAGCCGAAUCUUGGUGCUAUUGCAGAAUAUAAAAAGAAGGAAGAGCUCUACUUGCAAAGAGUCGCGGAACUGGAUGAAAUUACAAACGAGAGGGAUAACUUCCGCCGAGCGUACGAGGAUCUCCGGAAGCAGAGGCUCAACGAGUUUAUGGCUGGAUUCAAUGUCAUAACAAACAAGCUGAAGGAAAACUACCAGAUGCUGACUCUGGGAGGGGAUGCGGAGCUGGAGCUGGUGGACAGCCUGGACCCGUUUUCAGAAGGCAUCAUGUUCAGUGUGAGGCCACCAAAGAAAAGCUGGAAGAAGAUAUUCAAUCUCUCGGGCGGAGAGAAAACCUUGAGUUCUCUAGCUUUGGUUUUUGCUCUUCAUCACUAUAAACCAACACCUCUUUACUUUAUGGAUGAAAUCGACGCAGCCCUGGACUUCAAAAACGUGUCCAUUGUGGCAUUCUAUAUUUAUGAACAAACAAAAAAUGCCCAGUUCAUUAUAAUAUCUCUCCGCAACAACAUGUUUGAGAUCGCUGAUCGACUUAUUGGAAUUUACAAGACUCACAAUACCACGAAAAGUGUCGCUACGAAUCCAAAAGUGAUUGCUGCGAAAGGACUUGCUGAAAUGAAUGCGGUCGGAUGUUCCUAAAUGAUUUCAUGGACGUUUCAGACAUUUAACUGUUUUCUAAUGUGAUCUGUUAUGACCGGCUUGGAAGGAUUCUGGUCAUCCAUACAGUGCUGCUAUUACUUUAGAUAUUGUCCAUCUUUACUGCAGUGUAAAUAUUGUUUCAUUGUUCACAUACUUGUGCCUUUUUUCCCACAGAUCUACCUGUUUGUGUUGAACAUUUCUAUAAAUGUAUAUUUUACAUGAUGACAUUUUUCAAUAAAAUAUAAACUAUUUUCCAAUA